Molecule: messenger RNA, 7026 nt
Organism: Oryza sativa Japonica Group (Japanese rice)
Lineage: Eukaryota; Viridiplantae; Streptophyta; Magnoliopsida; Poales; Poaceae
Product: DExH-box ATP-dependent RNA helicase DExH12
Molecular function (GO): ATP hydrolysis activity; nucleic acid binding; ATP binding
Source: RefSeq, a predicted model, not a curated record
CUCGAUUCGUUCCGCGAGAAAAUCCAGUCCCUCCCAUCCCAUCGCCGCCUUUUCCUUUUCCUCCAAAUCCAACCUCCUCUUCUCCCCCUUCUCCGGCGCGGCGGCGGCGGUAUCACCGGAGGCGCCGACCCUCCCUCGGCUCGCCAAAAGCCAUGGCGAACCUGGGCGGCGGCGCCGAGGCGCACGCGCGCUUCAAGCAGUACGAGUACCGCGCCAACUCCAGCCUCGUCCUCACCACCGACUCGCGCCCCCGCGACACCCACGAGCCCACCGGCGAGCCCGAGACGCUCUGGGGCAGGAUCGACCCCAGGAGCUUCGGCGACCGCGCCGUCCAGGCCAAGCCCCCCGAGCUCGAGGAGAAGCUCACCAAGUCCCGCAAGAAGAAGGCCGCCGCCGCUGACCCCGACGACCUCCACCGCCGCGACGCCAAGCGCAGGCGCCGCGCCGCAGCCGCCCAGCGUGAGGUCAGCGUCCUCUCGCUCACCGACGACGUCGUCUACAAGCCCCAGACCAAGGAGACGCGCGCCGCCUACGAGGCCCUGCUCAGCGUCAUCCAGCAGCAGUUCGGCGGACAGCCGCUCGACGUGCUCGGCGGCGCUGCCGACGAGGUGCUCGCCGUCCUCAAGAAUGACAAGAUCAAGAGCCCUGACAAGAAGAAGGAGAUCGAGAAGCUCCUCAACCCUAUCUCCAACCAGAUGUUCGACCAGAUCGUCUCCAUAGGGAAGCUCAUCACGGAUUUCCAUGAUGCCUCGGCUGGUGAUUCAGCUGCUGCGCCAUCUGGUGAUGGCAUGGACACAGCGCUGGAUGAUGACAUCGGCGUUGCUGUUGAAUUUGAAGAGAACGAAGAUGACGAGGAGAGCGAUUUCGAUCAGGUGCAAGAUGAUUUGGAUGAAGAUGAAGAUGAUGACUUGCCUGAGUCGAAUGCCCCUGGUGCUAUGCAAAUGGGUGGCGAGUUAGAUGAUGAUGAUAUGCAGAACUCCAACGAGGGGCUGACCAUAAAUGUACAAGACAUUGAUGCUUACUGGCUUCAGAGGAAGGUCUCGCAAGCAUACGAAGAUAUUGAUCCGCAGCACAGUCAGAAGCUUGCUGAGGAGAUCUUGAAGAUAAUUGCUGAGGGUGAUGACAGAGAUGUCGAGAAUCGGCUUGUCAUGCUGUUGGACUAUGAAAAGUUUGAUCUCAUUAAACUGCUACUACGCAACCGACUCAAGAUUGUUUGGUGUACCCGUUUAGCAAGGGCUGAAGAUCAGGAACAGCGGAAGAAGAUUGAGGAAGAUAUGAUGGGUAACCCAACUUUAACUCCGAUAUUGGAGCAGCUACAUGCAACGAGGGCAUCUGCAAAGGAGAGGCAGAAGAAUCUAGAGAAAAGUAUCAGGGAUGAGGCCAAGAGGCUUACUAAAAGCGAAAACACUGGCAUUGAUGGUGCGAGGGAUCGUAGGGCAGUUGACCGGGAUAUGGAGAGUGGAUGGUUGAAAGGCCAGAGGCAGCUGCUUGAUCUUGACAGCCUGUCCUUCCACCAAGGUGGUCUCUUGAUGGCCAACAAGAAAUGUGAGCUUCCUCCAGGAUCAUUCAGAACCCCUCAUAAGGGGUAUGAGGAAGUCCAUGUGCCGGCGCUAAAAGCUAAGCCAUAUGAAACUGGAGAGAAGAUUGUCAAGAUAUCUGAUAUGCCAGAGUGGGCUCAACCAGCUUUUGCUAAGAUGACACAGCUGAACAGGGUUCAGAGCAAGGUUUAUGAGACUGCCCUUUUCAAACCAGAUAAUAUUCUCCUCUGUGCUCCAACAGGUGCUGGGAAAACCAAUGUGGCUGUGCUCACAAUCCUUCAGCAGAUUGGGUUGCAUAUGAAGGAUGGAGUGUUUGACAAUACCAAGUACAAAAUUGUCUAUGUGGCCCCAAUGAAAGCUUUGGUUGCCGAAGUUGUUGGAAAUUUGUCGGCUCGGCUGAGUGCAUAUGGUAUUACUGUAAGAGAGCUCAGUGGAGACCAGAACCUGACCAAACAGCAGAUUGAUGAAACACAGAUAAUUGUCACCACACCUGAGAAAUGGGACAUUGUCACAAGAAAAUCAGGUGACAGAACCUAUACUCAAAUGGUAAAGCUUCUAAUCAUUGAUGAGAUCCAUCUACUUCAUGACAACAGAGGGCCUGUUCUGGAGAGCAUUGUUUCUAGAACUGUCCGGCAGAUUGAGACGACCAAAGAACAUAUCCGUCUAGUUGGUCUCUCAGCAACUCUUCCGAACUAUGAAGAUGUCGCGGUUUUCCUGCGUGUUCGCUCUGAUGGCCUCUUCCAUUUCGAUAACAGCUACAGACCUUGCCCCCUUGCUCAGCAAUACAUUGGGAUCACUGUGAGGAAGCCACUACAGAGGUUUCAGCUGAUGAAUGAGAUUUGCUACGAGAAGGUUAUGGCAUCUGCUGGAAAGCAUCAAGUGCUUAUAUUCGUGCACUCGAGGAAGGAGACAGCGAAAACUGCCCGUGCCAUCAGAGAUACUGCAUUGGCUAAUGACACGUUAAACCGCUUCUUGAAGGAUGAUAGUGCAAGCCAAGAGAUUCUUGGGAGUCAGGCAGAACUAGUAAAAAGCAGUGACCUUAAAGACCUUUUGCCUUAUGGGUUUGCUAUUCAUCAUGCUGGGUUGGCAAGGGUAGACCGUGAGCUUGUAGAGGAGCUUUUUGCCGAUAAGCAUAUACAGGUCCUUGUCUCAACAGCCACCCUUGCAUGGGGUGUCAAUUUGCCUGCACACACUGUUAUAAUAAAGGGUACCCAGAUUUACAAUCCUGAAAAGGGUGCGUGGACAGAGCUGAGUCCUCUAGAUGUCAUGCAGAUGCUUGGCCGUGCUGGCAGGCCACAGUAUGAUACACAUGGAGAGGGAAUAAUCCUAACUGGCCACAGUGAAUUGCAAUAUUACCUGUCUCUAAUGAAUCAACAACUGCCUAUUGAGAGUCAGUUCAUAUCCAGAUUGGCUGAUCAAUUAAAUGCAGAGAUUGUUCUUGGGACUAUUCAGAAUGCUCGGGAGGCAUGCUCAUGGCUUGGCUACACCUACCUCUACAUCCGGAUGCUCCGGAAUCCAACAUUGUAUGGUCUACCGGCAGAUAUCAUGGAGACUGAUAAAACACUAGAUGAAAGGAGAGCUGACUUGGUGCACUCUGCUGCAAAUCUGCUCGAUAGGAACAAUUUGAUAAAGUAUGACAGGAAAACAGGAUACUUCCAGGUUACUGACCUAGGAAGGAUUGCUAGUUAUUACUAUAUUAGCCACGGGACUAUUUCAACUUACAAUGAGUACCUGAAGCCUACAAUGGGUGAUAUUGAGCUAUGUCGGCUCUUUUCACUCAGUGAAGAAUUCAAGUAUGUCAGUGUUAGACAAGAUGAGAAAAUGGAGCUGGCUAAGCUUUUGGAUCGUGUGCCUAUUCCUGUGAAAGAAAGCUUGGAGGAGCCCAGUGCAAAGAUCAAUGUUCUGCUGCAAGCAUAUAUUUCUAGGCUGAAAUUGGAGGGUCUUUCGCUUAGCUCCGAUAUGGUCUACAUCAGACAGAGUGCUGGCCGUCUCUUACGAGCGUUGUUUGAGAUAGUUCUGAAGAGAGGAUGGGCCCAACUAGCAGAGAAGGCUUUGAAUCUUUGUAAGAUGAUAGAUAAGCAGAUGUGGAAUGUCCAAACUCCCCUGCGCCAAUUCCCUGGUAUUCCGAAGGAAAUCCUAAUGAAACUGGAGAAAAAAGAAUUGGCUUGGGAGAGGUACUACGACCUAUCAUCUCAGGAAAUUGGUGAACUAAUUCGGUUCCCGAAGAUGGGCAGGCAACUGCACAAGUGCAUCCACCAGUUACCAAAGUUGAAUCUUUCAGCCCAUGUUCAGCCAAUUACUCGUACGGUUUUGGGUUUUGAGUUGACUAUAACUCCUGAUUUCCAAUGGGAUGAUAAGGUACAUGGAUAUGUGGAGCCUUUCUGGGUUAUUGUUGAGGACAACGAUGGCGAGAACAUUCUUCACCAUGAGUACUUCAUGGUUAAGAAACAAUACGUAGAUGAAGAUCAUACACUCAACUUCACAGUGCCAAUAUACGAGCCACUGCCCCCUCAAUACUUUAUUCGUGUUGUAUCUGAUAAGUGGCUUGGUUCUCAGACAAUUCUUCCUGUCUGUUUUAGGCACUUAAUUCUUCCAGAAAAAUAUGCUCCGCCAACUGAAUUGCUUGAUCUGCAGCCACUGCCUGUUACUGCAUUGAGAAAUGCACGAUACGAAGGCCUUUAUAGUGCCUUCAAACAUUUCAACCCAAUCCAGACUCAAGUGUUCACUGUUCUGUACAACACUGAUGACAGUGUUUUGGUUGCUGCGCCAACAGGCAGUGGAAAGACCAUCUGUGCAGAGUUUGCUAUACUAAGAAACCAUCAGAAGGCUGUAUCUGGUGAGAGCAACAUGCGAGUUGUGUAUAUUGCUCCUAUUGAAGCCCUUGCAAAAGAAAGGUACAGGGAUUGGGAGCAGAAAUUUGGAGAAUUUGCUCGGGUAGUUGAGCUAACAGGUGAAACUGCAGCUGACUUGAAGCUUCUGGAUAAAGGGGAGAUUAUAAUUAGUACUCCUGAGAAGUGGGAUGCACUCUCUCGCCGGUGGAAACAGCGGAAACAAGUCCAACAGGUCAGCCUAUUCAUUGUUGAUGAGCUUCAUCUGAUUGGAUCUGAAAAGGGACAUGUUCUGGAAGUCAUCGUCUCUAGGAUGAGGCGUAUUGCAAGUCAUAUCGGCAGUAACAUCCGGAUUGUGGCUCUUUCAGCUUCACUUGCAAAUGCUAAAGAUCUCGGAGAAUGGAUUGGUGCUACCUCUCAUGGCCUUUUCAACUUUCCUCCAGCUGUCCGGCCGGUGCCAUUAGAAAUACACAUUCAGGGUGUGGAUAUAGCAAAUUUUGAGGCAAGGAUGCAGGCAAUGACGAAGCCGACAUACACUGCUAUUACCCAACAUGCAAAGAAUGGUAAACCUGCCCUGGUGUUUGUGCCUACACGGAAGCAUGCAAGGUUGACUGCAUUGGACUUGUGUGCAUACUCGAGUGCUGAGGGUGGUGGAACACCUUUCCUUCUUGGUUCAGAAGAUGAGAUGGAUGCUUUCACUGGUGGUAUCAGUGAUGAAACACUUAAAUAUACUCUGAAAUGUGGUGUAGGCUACUUGCAUGAAGGUUUAAGUGAUCUGGAACAGGAAGUUGUAACGCAGCUGUUUCUCGGUGGGAGGAUCCAAGUGUGUGUUGCGAGUAGCACUGUGUGCUGGGGAAGAUCAUUGCCUGCCCAUCUGGUGGUUGUGAUGGGAACCCAGUAUUAUGAUGGCCGGGAGAAUGCUCAUACUGAUUAUCCAAUCACUGAUCUACUCCAAAUGAUGGGUCAUGCUAGCAGGCCUCUUCAAGAUAACUCAGGGAAAUGUGUUAUAUUGUGUCAUGCGCCUCGCAAGGAAUACUACAAGAAGUUCCUUUUUGAGGCCUUCCCUGUUGAGAGCCAUCUUCACCACUUCUUGCAUGAUCAUAUGAACGCUGAGGUGGUGGUUGGUGUCAUAGAAAACAAGCAAGAUGCUGUGGAUUACCUUACUUGGACCUUCAUGUACAGGCGGCUGACCAAGAACCCUAACUACUACAAUCUGCAGGGCGUGAGCCACAGGCAUUUGUCGGACCAUUUAUCUGAGUUGGUUGAGACUGUAUUGAAUGACCUAGAAUCAAGCAAGUGUGUGGCUAUAGAGGAGGAUAUGUACCUGAAGCCCCUCAACCUUGGUCUGAUUGCUUCGUACUACUACAUUAGCUACACAACUAUUGAGAGGUUCAGUUCAAUGCUAACUCAAAAGACUAAGAUGAAAGGGCUCCUGGAGAUUCUAGCCUCUGCUUCAGAAUAUGCUGAGCUUCCCAGUCGCCCUGGUGAGGAGGAUUUCAUUGAGAAGCUUGUUCGCCACCAGAGAUUUUCCAUCGAGAAGCCCAAGUAUGGUGAUCCACAUGUCAAGGCUAACGCACUGCUGCAAGCUCAUUUUUCAAGGCACACUAUCUUAGGGAACCUGGCAGCCGACCAGCGGGAGAUACUCCUUUCUGCUCAUAGAUUGCUCCAGGCAAUGGUUGAUGUUAUCUCCAGCAAUGGAUGGCUUACGCUUGCUCUUAAUGCAAUGGAGCUGAGUCAAAUGGUGACACAAGGCAUGUGGGAUCGUGAUUCUGUUCUUUUACAACUUCCACAUUUCACCAAGGAGUUGGCACGGAGAUGUCAGGAGAAUGAAGGGAGGCCCAUUGAGAGCAUCUUUGAUCUGGCUGAGAUGAGCAUCGAUGAGAUGCGGGAUCUGUUGCAGCAAUCAAACCCUCAGCUGCAGGAUAUCAUUGAAUUCUUCAAGCGUUUCCCCAAUGUCGAUAUGGCUUACGAAGUUCGCGAGGGUGAUGAUAUCAGGGCUGGUGACAAUGUAACUGUACAGGUGACCCUGGAGCGUGACAUGACGAACUUGCCUUCUGAGGUGGGGCCAGUUCAUGCCCCCAGGUACCCAAAGCCCAAGGAAGAAGGCUGGUGGCUGGUAAUUGGUGAUAGCUCUACCAAUCAGUUGCUUGCAAUCAAGAGGGUUGCACUUCAGAAGAGGGCUCGAGUGAAGCUUGAGUUCACCGCUGCUUCAGAAGCUGGGAGAAAGGAGUACAUGAUCUACCUGAUGUCCGAUUCUUAUCUGGGCUGCGAUCAGGAGUACGAGUUCACCGUCGAUGUCAUGGAUGCUGGAGGGGAUUGAUCCCAAGGCCAGAAAGAGGAUGAAAGCUUUGCCCAGCCCCCAGGUGUGUAUGGAGCUGGGUGGUUGCUUGUACGCUCGUAGCAAUUCCUAAUGUCCUAUCCACACUUGUAUGUGUUUGUACUCGUUUUUAUCUUUAGCCAUUUUCUUAGUGUAACUGAUGCUCACCUCUGCUGCUACCUGUGGUCAUCUUUGGGGAUCUUUAUUAGCUAGCCUAUGGCUGUGCUUCUUGUGAUCAUCCUUCUUAUUGUGUUUUUGUCUUCCUGUUUCAUCAAAGCAAGUCACUAACGUUUUGAUUCUUAUCUAUAUCAUUUUAUCAUGCCGUUGGUUUGGCCCGUAUUAA